CUUUGACCAUUUUCAGAUUCUGCGGGCCAUUGGUAAAGGCAGUUUUGGAAAGGUGUGCAUCGUGCAGAAGCGAGACACCAAGAAAAUGUACGCGAUGAAGUACAUGAACAAGCAGAAGUGCAUCGAGAGGGACGAGGUGCGGAACGUCUUCCGGGAACUCCAGAUCAUGCAGGGCCUGGAGCAUCCUUUCCUGGUCAACCUUUGGUACUCCUUCCAGGACGAGGAGGACAUGUUCAUGGUAGUGGACCUGCUGCUGGGAGGGGACCUGCGUUAUCACCUGCAGCAGAAUGUACAUUUCACAGAAGGGGACGUGAAGCUCUACAUCUGCGAGCUGGCCCUGGCCCUGGAGUAUCUGCAGCGGUACCACAUCAUCCACAGAGACAUCAAGCCAGACAACAUAUUGCUGGACGAACAUGGACACGUUCACAUCACAGACUUCAACAUAGCGACAGUCGUGAAAGGCGCAGAAAAGGCUUCCUCCAUGGCCGGGACCAAGCCCUACAUGGCCCCGGAAGUGUUCCAGGUGUAUGUGGACGGAGGCCCUGGCUACUCCUACCCCGUUGACUGGUGGUCCCUGGGUGUCACGGCCUACGAGCUGCUGCGGGGCUGGAGACCGUAUGAAAUCCACUCGGCCACGCCCAUCGAUGAGAUCCUUAACAUGUUCAAGGUGGAGCGUGUCCACUACUCUUCCACGUGGUGCAAGGGCAUGGUCGCCCUGCUAAAGAAGCUCCUGACCAAGGACCCCGAGAGCCGCCUGUCCAGCCUUGGUGACGUCCAGAGCACACCCUACUUGGCCGACAUGAACUGGGAUGCGGUGUUGGAGAAGGCGCUGACACCCGGCUUUGUGCCUAAUAAAGGGAGACUGAACUGCGAUCCCACAUUUGAACUUGAAGAAAUGAUUCUUGAAUCCAAACCACUCCAUAAAAAGAAGAAGAGGUUGGCAAAGAACAGAUCCAAAGAUGGCUCUAAGGACAGCUGUUCUCUGAAUGGACACCUCCAGCAGUGCUUGGAGACCGUGCGGAAGGAAUUCAUUGUAUUCAACAGAGAGAAGCUGAGGAAGCAGCAGGGGCAGGGUGGCCAGCUCUUGGACACAGAAGGCCGAGCCGGGAGCCAGGCCCCGGGCAAGCUCCAGGAUGGGUGUAACAACAACAUUCUGGCCCAUGCCUGUUCUCGUGGCUGCAGCAGCUAAGCCACCACCUGCGGCUUCCAGCGGGACUGCACACACCUCUGCCCUGCCCACCGAAAGCCCCUCUCUGUGCCGCGAUGGUCCUGGUCUCACCCCAAAUAACAGAUGCAGAAAGCCCUGGGCUCAGAGCGGGGGAGCCUGGGUUCUGGUCCCAGCUGCCCAGCUCAUUCCCGGCACAUCUGUGGACAAGACUUGCCCUUUCUCUGCCUCAGUUUUCCACAUCUGUCAAAGGGGUUACACAGCUCUAUGCCCCACCUCUGAUUACAAAGUUUUCGGAAGAAUCCAAUUGGGUAGUGGACAUGCAAAACCUUUGACAUUUAUGACAUUAUUUAUACAGGUGAAACAGAACCCCAAUAUUUGGAGUGCACUCCCAUCCCCUAAAGCAACUAGACAUUCACAACUUUGCAAUUCGGUCUACCCCGGGUCUUCAGAGCAUACUUUUGAAAAUGCAGCCCUUAAUCGUCUGAUGCAUUUUCCCUGCCUAUGGAAACACGAUCCCCCAAUCCUGGAGCAAAACCGGAAGUGUCCUCUUUUGCCUCCUCUGCCAGGCCAGUCUUUCUGACGUUCUAAGUUGGCCUGCCACUGUCCCCACCUUCAAUUGCAGCAGGUCUCCACUCCCACCCCAUCCCCAUGCUGGAAUGGCAGAAAGAUGCCCCUUUCAGAAGGUCAAGUUAAUGACCGUUAAUGACACCCUUAAAGAGUGUCAGCAGAGUUCCUCACAAAACCCAGUCCCAGGGCAGAACUCUGAGUCUCUGUCUCCAUGCAAGUUUCCUUUCCUGGAAGGGGUGACAUCAUCUCAUCAGCACCGUCUUAAAGAGGGUCUCCAAUUGCCAUCAAGGAGGCUGCUCCACACUGAUAAACUAGGAAGCCCAGUUGGUUAGAAAGUUUAUGCUAGGAGGAUGGUGGGCUCACGCUAAGAGCAAACUACUUGAUGAUCUGUUCAGGGAGCACUUUGUUUUUGAAUUGGGAGAUGCUUUUAGCAACCAGGAAUAAAGCUUAGACUUGGAAUCAGGACUGUGAUCAGAAUCCAGCCCAGCUGUUUACUAACCGGAAGACCUCAGGCAAUCAUGUAAUCACUUCAGUGUCAGUUUUCUUGAUUUAAAAUAGGGUUUAAAAAAACUAACCCCUGGGGUUGUUAAAAGGUUAAUUAAGAUCCUGUGUGGGACAUACCCAAACUACUUUGUAGCAGUUUUUGGUCAACAUUAUAAUCAACAUAAUUUCAAGAAACUUUCCUGUUUCACUCAUUGGGCAGGUCAGUUUUCUGUAGAAACAAGCCUGGUGUUUUAGAUUCUUUGAACUCAUCUUUCUGGAGUCUCUGAUAUUUGUGCAUUCCUGUGAAAAGUUCAGCUGUGUUUUUAUUUUUCAUCCAACCUUCACUAUUUACAUCAUAAAUCUCUUAGAUUUCUUAAGGGACAUUUUCAUAUAUCACUAGUUUAUGUUUUUAUUUGAAAAAAGGAAAGACAUGAUCAUUGUUUUCCUCCUUCAAACCCAGGCUGUUUCUAGAUGGUAUUGUCCACGUGUCCACUUUUUUGUACACUUUUCAUUCUUUGUUCCCUGUGGGCACCAUCCUGUCCCCUGCAGGAAAUAACCGGGCUGCUUCUCUCUUACUGUGACCGUGGCUAAACUGAGGGUGUCUCACUGGACUGAGUUCAUGAAUUAGGGGCAGGA
Messenger RNA from Dama dama (fallow deer), 2854 nucleotides. It is a transcript of the gene STK32B, whose product is annotated as serine/threonine kinase 32B. The record is from RefSeq and is a predicted model, not a curated record. The transcript has 11 exons. Gene Ontology annotation, molecular function: G protein-coupled receptor kinase activity; ATP binding; G protein-coupled receptor binding. NCBI's taxonomy places the organism in Eukaryota, Metazoa, Chordata, Mammalia, Artiodactyla, Cervidae. Gene Ontology annotation, biological process: G protein-coupled receptor signaling pathway; regulation of signal transduction; protein phosphorylation. Bases 86 to 1189 code for a protein of 367 amino acids.